UCCAAUUCUUCCUGCUUCUUGUGGCAGCCUUGGUUGCCAAAAAUGAUGCUGCCAAACAGAAGGAAUGGAUGGAAUGUUUCAAUGAAACCGAUUAUGAGGAACUCUUAGGGAUUGCCAAAAAUGGGCUGGACAAAACUUCAAAGCCAAAGACCAUUGUGAUUGUUGGAGCAGGAAUAAGCGGACUCACUGCUGCCAAAUUACUAAAAGAUGCUGGGCAUCAGGUAACAGUUCUGGAAGCCAGCGAGCGUGUGGGUGGCCGGAUAAAGACCUAUCGUGAAGAAGACUGGUAUAUGGACUUGGGGCCCAUGCGUGUGCCCCAAAAACACAAAAUUGUUCGAGAAUAUCUGAAGAAAUUCAAUCUCACCAUAAAUCCUUUUGUUCAGAUGGAUGAGAAUGCCUGGUAUUUGGUCAGGAACAUAAGAAAAAGGGUGAGAGACGUGAUGGCCAAUCCGGAUGUGUUUGGAUACCCAGUGAAGCCCAAUGAGAAGGGAGUAUCUGCUUAUGAUCUCUUUGACAGAGCACUGAGCAAGCUAACAAACAACUGCACACUGUUAAAGACAUACGACUCAUUUUCCACCAUGGAUCACACUGAAUGUGAUCAGAGAUGCCAAGAGCCCCAAUGGAUCCCCAGACAAAGACUCCUAUUGAGUAUAGAUGGCUACUUGCCAUGGUGACUGAAGAGGAACUCAUAGAGUUGUUGGUCUCCUGUUGGUGGCGGGCAAUCCCCCUCUUCCAGCAUCCUAAUAUCUGCC
Molecule: messenger RNA, 752 nt
Organism: Eublepharis macularius
Lineage: Eukaryota; Metazoa; Chordata; Lepidosauria; Squamata; Eublepharidae
Product: L-amino-acid oxidase-like
Exons: 5
Coding region: 69-674 (201 amino acids)
Biological process (GO): amino acid catabolic process
Molecular function (GO): L-amino-acid oxidase activity; polyamine oxidase activity
Source: RefSeq, a predicted model, not a curated record